CGUUUUUUGUGUGAGGGCCGAAGCGACGAUGGCCGGCAAUGGACGCUCGAACGCCGACGUGGCCGCGAUGCUUCGCGGACCGAGGCGCAAGCGAGCGCCGGGCGACGACGAUGGAACGCAAAAGCCGUCGCGCGGAGGCCUUGGCUUCGUAGCAGCGGCCGACGCGACCGAGCCAGCGCCCGGGUACUCCACAACAAGCUUUGCAGCGAUGUUCACUCCCGCUUCAGUACAGGACUCGUCCGACAACACGACUGACGCUCCCGAUGAAGAAAACGAAGUGCCGCGGGGGCUGGGCUUUACCCGAGCGACGGACGAGCCCGCAGCAGCGCCGCGCAGUGGUCUCUCGAACGCAGCGUUCGCGGCCCUGUUCACAUCAGCGUCGCGGCCCGACGAGACCGAUGCCACCGAGAGUCGCCACACAAACGUGCAAAGCAACGCUACACCAUUGGACGACGAAGAGCCCAAGGACGCGCCGACCGAGCGAUCGGGCUUUUCCAACACGGACUUUGCGGCCAUGUUCCGUACCGCCUCCGUCGAGACUGUGGAAGCCACUGCGGCCUCUCCCGUUCAUGCCACUAUCGAGCCAUCUGCCCCAGCGCCGUUGUCGGUCCCAGAGCAUGUCCCAGAGCCCAAGCUGCCGCCACCCAACAUGGCGAGCAUGGGCAAGUGGGAGAAACACACCAAGGGGUUUGGUAUGAAGAUGCUGGCCAAGAUGGGGUUCAAAGGGCGUCUGGGUAAGGACGAGCAAGGUAUUGCGGUGCCGAUCGCCGUCAAAGCGCGCCCGAACCAGCUCGGUCUCGGCGCAUCGGGCUUUAAAGAGGCGUCGUCGCUCGCGCAAAACAAGCAGGUCGAGCGCGAGCUGCACGGCAAGACGAUCGAAGACGAAGAAGAGGUUGCGCGCAAGCAGCAGGUCUUUGGAACCGACGACGGCGCGUGGCGCAAGCGGCUCGGCGCACCGAAGAAGCGCAAGCGAAAAUCGGCCAAGGACCUGUUCCUCGAGGACGACGAGGACAAUGCGCCCGUGGCCAAGACUACGAUCAUCGACAUGCGCGGUCCCGAUGUCAUGACGUACGAGAAUGGGCUCUCGGAGCUGCAGAAGCAGUCGCUCUUUGCGGCCCCCGUGCUCGGCCAAGAGCUUCUCUACAACCUCCGAACGAUCGUCAACGAAGCCGAAGGCGCCAUUCGAGUCGGUCGGCAGCGCAUGACCAUCGAACGGUCGCGGCUUGCCGUACUUCAACACGCAGCGUCGGCCACGUCUGAGAAGCACGACGCCGACGCCGACGCCCAAGCCAAUUUGGCAGCGAUUCACCGGGCACUGCAGAAUUUGCACGCGGAAAUCGCCGGCGCGUCCGCUCCAAAUGGCCUCGAGCGCAUUACCGACACGCUUGUGGGGCUCCGGCAGCAGUACCCGGUCGAGUUUGAGUCGCAGCACAUCAUCGACGUCUUGCCGUCGCUCGGGCUGCCCCUUCUCAAGUCGCUCCUUCUGACGUGGGAUCCGCUCGAAGACGUGGACGACGGCGCGCUUGCCUUUCAGAGUUGCUUCUCGUGGGUGCGGGACUGCUUGACGACCUGCGUGGCGACGCCGACGGCCCAAGACGCCGGGCUCUUUGCGACGAGUCUCGACACGCGCCACGACAAGCUGUACCAGCACGUGUGCGAGGUCGUCCUUGUGCCGCAUGUGACGUCGGCGCUGCAUCGCUGGGACGUGCGUCGCCCGUGCCUGCGGCUCUUUGCGUUUCUCGAUACAUUUGCGCAUCCACGGAGUAUCUCGCAUUUGCUUGUCGCCGGUAUUUUGCCCAAACUGCAGCACGCGGUGCGGUCGUGGGACCCCCAGACCGACCCGGUCCAUCUCCACGAGUGGCUUCUUCCGUGGUCCACGCGCUUUCUCAAGGAUGACUUUGACAAGCCGCUGUUCCCGCUCAUUCGAGAGACGCUCAGCCGCGCGCUCGCGCAGUGGCACCCGCGCGACGCGUCCAUCUUUACCGUGCUCUCGCCGUGGAAGGAGGUGUGGACGCCCGAAGACUUUGCGAUCUUCACACACAAGACGAUUGCGCGCAAGCUGCUCCGGUGCUUGAAUCGAGAGCUCUCGGUCGAGCCCGGCGCGACCUACGACGUCGCGCCUUUGCAGUGGACGUUUCAAUGGCACGGCCUCCUUCCGGACCGACAGCUUGUGGCUCUCCUCGAAGGCGAAGUGUUCUCCAAGUGGCUGCACGCACUCCGGCGGUGGGUCGAGAAGGCGCGGGCCGCGACAGUCGAGGACCGCAAGACCAUGGUGUCGGAGAUGGUCGUCUGGUUCCACGGCUGGAAAACGCUCUUUGCUCCGCUCUGGCAGCUCCACCGGAUCCGCCUCCAGUUUUGCAUGGGUCUCCAGCUGCUGAAAUGCGUUGAGCGUGGCACGCUGCCGUCGCUGGACGUGCUCGCGACGACGUACGACAAGGCGCUCGUCCUCGGCGGCAAGCAGCAGCCAGCCGGCCAAACGCAGCACAAAGCGCCGGUCGCCCAAGACGUGCUGCACAUUCGCGAUGUGCUCGAGUCGGUGGCGCUGGACGCUGGCAUCGACUUUGUACCACACCCGCGCAACCAUCGCGUCAGUGGCAAGCCCGUCUACUGUCUCGGGUCGCUCUCGAUUUACUUUGAAGCCGACGUUGUGUUUGCCGAAGAAGCUACGAAAGGGUCGUUUGCUCCCACCGACAUAGACAGCCUCUUGCGUCGGGCCCGCAGUUCGUAGCCGACUUCAAUAAAUAUAUAUACAUAUAUAUAUUGGUACGAAA
Saprolegnia diclina VS20 is the source of this 2771-nucleotide messenger RNA. RefSeq lists its product as hypothetical. Lineage: Eukaryota; Oomycota; Saprolegniomycetes; Saprolegniales; Saprolegniaceae. Gene Ontology annotation, molecular function: nucleic acid binding. Gene Ontology annotation, biological process: spliceosomal complex disassembly. Gene Ontology annotation, cellular component: U2-type post-mRNA release spliceosomal complex. Bases 29 to 2728 code for a protein of 899 amino acids. The transcript has a single exon. The record is from RefSeq and is a predicted model, not a curated record.